Molecule: messenger RNA, 1422 nt
Organism: Acanthosepion pharaonis
Lineage: Eukaryota; Metazoa; Mollusca; Cephalopoda; Sepiida; Sepiidae
Source: the annotation of a GenBank genome assembly
AUGUAUCUUCAUAUCUCUUUAAUAUCUGUUCAUAUCUAUCUAUGCAUCUCUCUCUCUCUAUCUAUCUCUUUAAUCUCUGUUCAUAUCUAUCUAUCUAUCUAUCUAUCUAUCUAUCUUCAUUUCUCUUUAAUCUCUGUUCAUUAUCUAUCUAUCUAUCUAUCUAUCUAUCUAUUUAAUCUCUGUUCAUAUCUAUCUUGGUAUCUCUCUCUGCAUCUAUCGAUCUAUCUAUCUAUCUUCUUUCUUUUUUUUCUUAAAACUUCAUUAAUUUCUUUCUACCUUUCGCUUUAUCUUUCUUUGUUUCUUUUUUUCUUUUUUAAUUUUCUUUUUUUUCUUUCUUUCGUUUUUCUUUCUUUCGUCCUAUCUUUCUUUCCUUUUUCUUUCUUUCUUUCUUUUUCCUUCUUUCGACACUUCUUUCAAUUUUGUUACUUUCUUUUUUCUUUCUUUCGUUGUUUUUUCUUUCUUUCGUUCUUCUUUCUUUCGUUCUGUCUGUCUGUCUGUCUUUCUUUCUUUGUUUCGUUUUUCAUUUUUUUUUCUAUAUUUCUUCUUUUCUUUUUUCUUUGUUUCGUUCUUUCUUUCAAUUUUGUUACUUCUUUUUCUUUCUUUCUUUCUUUUCUCUUUCUUUCUUUCUUUUCUCUUUCCUUUUUUCUUUCUUUCUUUUCUCUUUCUUUCUUUCUUUCUUUCUUUUCUCUUUCUUUCAGUUUUCUUUCCUUCCUUCUUUUUCUUGGUUUCUUGCCGUCUUUCUUUUUCUUUAACUUUCUUUUUCUGAGCAUUUUUUACCCGAUCAUUUGUUUUAGCUUCUCGUGUUUGUUUGUUUCUUUUUUUUCUUAUAUAGACUUUCAUCUUUUUUUUUUUUUAAUCAAUCCUCUUUCUGGGCGUCCUGUUCGCCAUUCAUUUCUUUCUUUCACUUUGAAAAUUCUUCUAUAUUCUUUCUUUCUUACUUACUUUCUUUCUUUAUUCCGUUCCUUCUUUCUUUCUUUCUUUCUUUCUUUCUUUCUUUCUUUCGUAACCUUCUUUCUUUUUUUUAGCUUUCCUCUUUCUGAGACUUCUUUUCACUUUCACUCUCUCUCUUUCACUUUGAAAAGUUUAUUUUUCUAUAUUCCUUCUCUCUCUCUCUUUCACUUUAUCAAAUAUUUCUUUUUCCUUUUCUCUUUCAUUCAUAUAUUUUCUUUAUUUCUUAGCCUCUUUCUUGUUUCCGAGAUUUUUUCUCAGCCAUUUUUUCCACUUUCAUUUUCUUUCUUUACUUCUUUUGUUUGUCUUUUCGUCUGCUUGCUUCUCUUUUCUUUCUUUCUUUCUUUCUUUCUUUCUUUCUUUCUUUCUUUCUUUUUUUCUUUCUUCUUAACUCGCAAAGAUUCUGUCUGUUUGUUCAAUAAUUCCUCCUUUCUUUCUUUCUUUCUUUCUUUCUUUCUUUCUUUCUUUUCUUAA